Molecule: messenger RNA, 1863 nt
Organism: Plodia interpunctella (Indianmeal moth)
Lineage: Eukaryota; Metazoa; Arthropoda; Insecta; Lepidoptera; Pyralidae
Gene: SerRS
Product: Seryl-tRNA synthetase
Exons: 8
Coding region: 290-1774 (494 amino acids)
Biological process (GO): seryl-tRNA aminoacylation
Cellular component (GO): cytosol
Molecular function (GO): tRNA binding; serine-tRNA ligase activity; ATP binding
Source: RefSeq, a predicted model, not a curated record
CUUUUCGUUUAGAAAUUUUAUGAACAGUUAAGAGCGUUUGUACAAUAAAAAAUAUUUUUUUAUUUUAAUUAGGUGUUUGUAUUAAUUUUAUGUUGCUAUUAUAAUAAUUUUUAUGAGUUUCAAUGGAAAUGUGAAAAUAAAUUGAAUAACAUUAUAUAAACAUAGAAACUAGAUAUUUCUAAACGUUUCCAUUCUUUUUUGACAACUAGUGGCACAUGCAGCUGACGUGAACAGUGUUGUCUCAGUUUUUCUAAAAGUUAUUUGAAAAUUCUGUGUGUUCCUUGGCAUAAUGGUCCUCGAUUUAGAUUUGUUUCGUGCUGAUAAAGAUGGUGACCCAGACAAAAUCCGGGAAAACCAACGCAAAAGGUACAAAGACGUGGGGUUAGUAAACACAGUUGUUGAGCAGGACACUCUCUGGAGGAGAUUGCGCCACGAUGCGGACAACUUGAAUAAGCUGAAGAAUGUGUGUAGCAAAGAGAUUGGUCUGAAGAUGAAGAGCAAGGAGCCCGUCGGAGCAGAAGACCAGGAAGUGCCCUCAGAGGUAGCCGGCAACCUCGCCUCAUUGACGGGCGACCAGUUGAAACCUCUCACAGUAAACCAAAUCAAAAAGGUCAGAGUUCUCAUAGAUGAAGCCAUAACAAAAAACGAGCAGGCACUCCUCACAGCUGAGAAAACACGUUCAGCAGCACUGAGAGAAGUUGGCAACCACUUGCAUCCCUCCGUGCCGGUGGAUGAUGAUGAGGACCACAACUUGGUGGAGAGGACGCACGGAGACUGCACUCUCAGAAAUAAAUACUCUCAUGUGGACCUUAUUUGCAUGAUUGAUGGAAUGGACGGCGACCGAGGCACCGCGGUGGCCGGUGGUCGCGGCUACUACCUGAAGGGCCCGGCCGUGUUCCUGGAGCAGGCACUUGUGCAACUGUCCUUAAGGAUGCUGCUGAAGAAGGGCUACACUCCACUAUACACACCUUUCUUCAUGAGGAAAGAUGUGAUGCAAGAAGUAGCACAACUGGCUCAAUUCGACGAGGAAUUGUACAAAGUAGUGGGCAAGGGAUCUGAAAACAAGGGCGACAGUGCUGUCGAGGAGAAGUACUUGAUCGCCACGUCCGAACAGCCCAUAGCUGCUUACCACAGAGACGAGUGGCUGCCGGAAGCUUCUUUACCUAUAAGGUAUGCAGGUCUGUCCACUUGUUUUCGGCAAGAGGUCGGCUCGCACGGACGCGACACGCGUGGCAUCUUCAGGGUACAUCAAUUUGAAAAGGUAGAACAGUUCGUGCUGACUUCGCCCCACGACAACGCGUCAUGGAAGAUGAUGGACGAGAUGAUCACCAACGCGGAGCAGUUCUACCAAGUGCUCGGCGUCCCGUACCGUGUGGUCAACAUCGUGUCCGGAGCCCUGAACCAUGCGGCUGCCAAGAAACUGGACUUGGAGGCCUGGUUCCCGGGCUCUGGAGCCUUCAGGGAACUGGUGUCGUGUAGCAACUGUCUGGAGUACCAGGCCAGGAGGCUGCUUGUCAGAUACGGGCAGACGAAGAAGAUGAAUGCAGCGACGGAAUACGUCCACAUGCUGAACGCGACCAUGUGCGCGACCACGCGCGUCAUCUGCGCCAUACUCGAGGUGCACCAGACCGAUGACGGGAUCAAGGUGCCUGAAGUAUUGAAGCCCUGGAUGCCUGAGGAGUACCAGGACAUCAUACCGUUCGUGAAGCCAGCGCCGAUCGACCUCGAAGCGGCCGCAGCCGCUAAGAAGGGGAAGAAGCAAGAGAAGAAGUGAAGCUUCAAUGACGUCAUUCCCGCUAGCAUUGUUAUUUAUUUUCUCACGCUAAGCUUAAAUUUUAUAUUUCAUUAUAUGAAUGACUUUAA